AAGUAGCUUGUAUCAAUCUGAGUUCGACUAGGUCACACUUGUUACUUUCUGUUGAUUGUAUUAUCAGGAUGGCAGUCACCGCUCGUAACAACGGCUUCCGCAAGGUUGCCAAGUGGAUUGUUGGUGCCGUGGUUGUGGCAAGUGCUAGCCAUGGUAUUGUCAUGGCCCAAGAGGAGACACCAAAAAUAGCUGAAGUGCCAGAACAGAAGGAGACCAAGACGGAAGUAACUGAGGUGCCAGAAGAGAAGGAUAGUAACGCUGCAAAAGGUAAACAAAAGAAAAGGCAUGAGCCCAUUUUUGCUGGUGAAGUACAACUGCAACGCAUUAAAGAUGAAAUGGAAAGGGAAGAACCCGUUUAUGAUCCGGAUGAUGUCGCUGUUGUCACGUCAACUGGUAUAACGUAUAAAAAUCAAGAUAUCGAUGAUUUAAUUGAUAAGAAGGUUUAUAUUUCCGCUUUGACAAGAUGGUUCCAUCCCAAAUCCGUUCCACAUAUUGAAAAAUGUGAGCUGAACCGCAGAAGGAAGGAGAUGAGGCUAGCCAUUAGAGAGUUGGACGAGUUACUGAAUCAACUUCCUGAAGAAGUUGCCAAAGUUGCCAAAGAUUAUCCAACUAUAUACCAUAUGCCAUCUAAAUUGGCUGCUCAGAUACAGAAGUAUCUUGAGAAGAAAGAUUAACAUGACAUGGUGAAAAGGCUUCCAUAA
Molecule: messenger RNA, 701 nt
Organism: Babesia bovis T2Bo
Lineage: Eukaryota; Apicomplexa; Aconoidasida; Piroplasmida; Babesiidae
Product: putative integral membrane protein
Exons: 1
Coding region: 69-674 (201 amino acids)
Source: RefSeq, a predicted model, not a curated record